Mesitornis unicolor (brown roatelo) is the source of this 1387-nucleotide messenger RNA. RefSeq names its product spermatogenesis associated 5-like 1 (gene AFG2B). Gene Ontology annotation, molecular function: ATP binding; ATP hydrolysis activity. The annotation marks the transcript as partial. The transcript has 7 exons. The record is from RefSeq and is a predicted model, not a curated record. Lineage: Eukaryota; Metazoa; Chordata; Aves; Mesitornithiformes; Mesitornithidae.
GUGAUUAUUGGGACACCAACACUUAAGCAAAGAAGAUCUAUCCUGCAGUUGCUUACAGCUAGUAUGCCAAUUUCUACAGACGUUGAUUUGGUUAAACUGGCAGAAAUGACAACUGGGUAUGUUGGAGCUGACCUCACAGCACUCUGCAGAGAAGCUGCUAUGCAGGCUUUGUGCCGCAGCUCUUUGGAUUCAACUGAAACAGUGAUUAACAUCGCAGAUUUCCAAGAAGCUUUUAAAAAAAUUCAGCCAUCCUCUUUUCGAGGUGCAAUUGGACUCACAGAGUAUAAACCUGUCACCUGGGAGCAAAUUGGUGGUCUCGAAGCUGUGAAAUUAAAGUUAAAACAGAGUAUUGAGUGGCCCAUGAAAUUUCCUCAGGCGUUUGCUAGGAUGGGCCUGUCUCACCCAAAGGGCAUUCUUCUCUAUGGGCCAUCAGGGUGUGCCAAAACCACACUGGUGAAGGCUGUGGCCACGAGUUGUCACUGUUCCUUUCUCUCUGUAAGUGGUGCUGACCUUUUCUCGCCUUAUGUUGGAGACUCGGAGAAGAUUUUGUCUCAGGUUUUUCGCCAAGCAAGAGCAAAUACUCCAGCAAUCAUAUUCCUAGAUGAGAUUGAUUCUAUCUUGGGAUCUCGGUCACACUGUAAAACUGGCCAUGGUGUCUCAGAGCGGGUUCUUUCUGUUCUUCUCAAUGAGUUGGAUGGUAUUGGGCUGAAAGUCACAGAAAGAAGAGGUAGCAAACUACAGCUUGAGGGUCAAUGUCAAGAUCAAAUUGAUGAGGAAAGAAAGCUUGAGUUUCAGGAAGCUUUGAACAAAGAUUUCAUGGUAGUUGCUGCAACAAAUAGACCAGAUAUGUUGGAUGAUGCCUUAUUGCGUCCUGGAAGGCUAGACAAGAUGAUCUAUGUUCCACCACCAGAUCUGAAGGGAAGGCUUUCCGUUUUGAAAAUCUGCACAGAAAAAAUUCCAUUAGAUACUGAUGUGUCAUUACAAGAAGUGGCAGGCCUAACAGACUUCUUCUCUGGAGCUGAUAUUGAGAAUCUGUGUAAGGAGGCUGCUUUGUUGGCAUUGCAAGAGAAUGGACUUGAAGCAACUGCUGUAAAACACGAGCAUUUUGUCAAAUCAUUGAGGAAUGUAAAACCAUCCUUGAACAUAAAAGACUUGGAAUUUUAUGAAAAAUUUAAUCAUCAAGAAUCAGCCUCUUGAAUCAAAAAGGAGUGAUGUGCCAUAGGUAUUUUUAAAUAUAUUACAAAGACUUUGCAAUGUCUGACAAUUUUCCUGCUUUUUAUUUUUGUACUUACUGUACUUUUCAGUUUGUAUGAAAUACAGUAAAAUGUCACUUGUGAAAAAUCUGUGGUCUCAAUAAUGAAGACUAAAUUAAAAUCUUGUUUGCUUU